GUCACGCGUGCAUCUUUAGGGAGCAACUACAACAAAAGGCUGAGGCGAAUUUUUUUUAGCAGCCGAGCGGAGCGUUUGGUAUCAGCGUUUACACCUGUGUGGCCUUCAAUCGCUCGCACCUGCGCCUCCCACCCACCACCUCCCCGCGCCCAGCAAGACCAACAACUGCGGCGCACUUGCCUUCCUUUGUGUAUUUUGGCUGCGGGCUGUGGGCUUUUGGUUGCUGACUUUCGGUUACCUGGCCCAAAGCGAAAAGGUAUCAGAGGUGCUCCGCUGCUCUUCCAGUUGGCCAAAAUGCUGUGGACCGUGCACUUGGACGGAGGACCGCAGCGGGUCAACCAUGCGGCAGUGGGCGUGGGCGACUUCAUCUACAGCUUCGGCGGCUACUGCACGGGCUACGAUUACCGUUACAACGAACCAAUCGAUGUGCACGCCCUGAACGCCCACACGAUGCGCUGGACCUUGGUGCCCCAGCAGCUGGACGCCGCCGGUGUGCCACUAAAGUAUCCGCUUGUGCCCUUCCAGCGCUACGGCCACACAGUGGUCGCCUACAAGGAGCGCAUCUACAUUUGGGGUGGCCGCAACGACGAGAACCUCUGCAAUGCGCUCUACUGCUUCGAUCCAAAGACUGCCCAGUGGUCGAGGCCCCAGGUCACCGGGUGUUUGCCGGGAGCACGGGAUGGCCAUUCGGCGUGUGUCAUCGGCAACAGCAUGUACAUCUUUGGCGGCUUCGUCGACGAGAUUAACGAGUUCAGCAGCGAUGUGCACUCACUCAAUCUGGACACCAUGGAGUGGCGAUACGUUCAGACCUUCGGUGUGCCGCCCAGUUACAGGGACUUCCAUGCGGCGGUGGCCUACGAGCAGGAGCGCAUGUACAUCUUCGGCGGACGGGGCGACAAGCACAGUCCGUACCACAGUCAAGAGGAGACCUACUGCCACGAGAUUGUCUACCUGGACAUGAAGACCAAGGUCUGGCAUCGACCAUUCACGGCCGGAAAGGUGCCCGUCGGUCGGCGCAGCCACAGCAUGUUCGUUUACAACAAACUGAUAUAUGUCUUCGGGGGCUACAACGGCCUGCUGGAUCAGCAUUUCAAUGAUCUGUACACCUUCGAUCCGCGCACCAAGAUGUGGAACCUAAUACGGGCCAAUGGCAAGGCGCCGACGGCACGGAGAAGGCAAUGCGCUAUUGUCAUGGGCACCAGAAUGUUCCUGUUCGGCGGCACCAGUCCGAGGAGUGGCACGUCCAGCUCACCGACAGCGGUUUCACCCACACAGGAGGCGGAGGACGCGACAGGAGCAGCCAUUGGAGGAGGUGCCGCUGCUGGCGUGGCGCUUAUUGACUAUAGCGAUCUGCAUGUGCUUGACUUUGAGCCCACUCUGAAAACCCUGGCCACGAUGGUGGUGCUUAAGCACCAGCUGGACAUCUCAGGGCUGCCGAGGAGCUUCCGCUCCGAUCUGCAGAUGCUAACGCAGCCGAACAGUAUUAGCCGGCCGAUCAACCAAGCCGGCUAGCAUCCAAAGCCGUAAGGAAUAAGCCUGAGUCGACUGCCACAAACAAAGAGGAGAGUUAGGAGAAGCAUCACUGAGCCACUAGUCCGGUUCUUUGUACUUGAAACGAAUUGAAGAGCAAGCUCGAACUACGUUUACGAGAAAAAUUGGAAAAAGAAGGACCUGAGAGGAUGAGAAAGAGAGAUAAGCCCAGUAAUUACAAGAGUUUUAGAAACUUGCUUUUGGUACUUCUGAUAGCUGCUAAAUAAUACACAAUAAUAUUGACUAUGCGAAUGAUAUUAUGAUAGAGAUGUAGUUCGUAAAACAUUUAUAAAUGUCCUUAAAUAAACCUCCAUUUACUUUA
Molecule: messenger RNA, 1852 nt
Organism: Drosophila ficusphila
Lineage: Eukaryota; Metazoa; Arthropoda; Insecta; Diptera; Drosophilidae
Product: kelch domain-containing protein 3
Exons: 1
Coding region: 295-1512 (405 amino acids)
Cellular component (GO): cytoplasm
Molecular function (GO): protein binding; chromatin binding
Source: RefSeq, a predicted model, not a curated record